Antechinus flavipes (yellow-footed antechinus) is the source of this 378-nucleotide messenger RNA. Its product is annotated as cyclic AMP-dependent transcription factor ATF-1-like. Lineage: Eukaryota; Metazoa; Chordata; Mammalia; Dasyuromorphia; Dasyuridae. Gene Ontology annotation, cellular component: nucleus; ATF4-CREB1 transcription factor complex. Gene Ontology annotation, biological process: regulation of transcription by RNA polymerase II. The record is from RefSeq and is a predicted model, not a curated record. Gene Ontology annotation, molecular function: DNA-binding transcription factor activity, RNA polymerase II-specific; RNA polymerase II cis-regulatory region sequence-specific DNA binding. The transcript has a single exon. Bases 1 to 378 code for a protein of 125 amino acids.
AUGGAACAUUACAACUGGCUGGUCCAAGCAAGACUGAAGAAAUUAACACUGACAAAUGUAGGUAAUACUCAACAAGGAGCAACAAUCCUUCUGGAUGCACAUACGUCUAAUGAACAGCAGAUACUUGUCCUAAGCAAACAAGUGGCUGUAUAUCCUGCAUCAGGAGAUAUUCAGACUCAUCAGAUUUUUGCCAAGCAAGCACAAAUUCCCACAGACAGUAAUGAUGACAACUCUGUCACUAUAUCUUCUCAGACAACCAAAGCAAUUAAUCUACAGUUAAAAAGAGAAAUAAGGUUGAUGAAAAACAAAGUAGCUGCUCAAGAAUGUCAUAGAAAGAAAAAAAUAUGUUGCGUUUGGAAAAUUGAAUUGCAAUCUUAG